AUGGCACUAGGAACACAGGAAGAUCAAUUUGAAGCAGUGAAACAGAUGAAGCAACGUCAAGAUUGUCCCAAAUGUGCCAAAAAACGACUUUACUUUUGCUAUGACUGUUUGAUAUACAUGCCUGGGGUUGAGAAGAUUGUGCCUGAUGCAAUUGAGGUAAUUAUAUUGAGUUUGAAAUUUUAAUUUAAAAUUUUUUUUUAUUUUGAAAUUUUGGGCUAGAUCAAAGUUUUCUAUGGUCUAAGGGGUGGGGUAGGGUAAAAAAUGAAGUAAAAUUUAAAAAUAUAUGAUUUUAGCUGCCAGUCCACAUUGAAAUCAUCAAACAUCCAGCUGAAAAAGCGGCCAAAUCCACGGCAACUCAUUGCUCUCUCAUAGCACCAUCCUCAACAUCAUUCCAUCACUUCCCAUGCCCAGAACUACCCCCAUUUGAUCCAAAAACAAGUGCUGUUGUGUUCCCAUCAUCUUCAGCAUUACCUAUAGAUGAGUAUUUGAAAAAGAAUCCAGGUUUGGAGAGACUUAUCAUGCUGGAUUCGACUUGGAAUGCGGUGUCACAGCUUAAGAACAUGCCUCAGCUAAAGGGAGUGCCUUGUGUGAUGUUGAAUCGAUAUGAAACCGAAUAUUGGAGGCCUCAGGUAGGUUUAUAUUAAUGAUUUAGUUUAGAAUUUGAAGUUGUUUUAUCUUAUAAUAGGCUUGCUCUACCCCAUACCUCCUACCUGAUUAUUGCUCUCCAAAUUUUUUUAGCUUUUUUAUUCUACUCUAUACCACUUUACUCUACCUCUCCACACUUUACUUUACCCUUUAGUAUCGUUUUCAUACUCAGCUAAAACACCUUUCAUCGUAUAACAAAGUCCACGCAGUCUGCACGGUGCAAAAAUCGCUAAAACAAGUUAAAACUGCCAUUCUUUUUUAGAAAAACUACAACGACGAGUGUCUAGCGACGAUAGAAGCCAUUUACUACGCGGUACGUGAAGUUCAUGCCUCAAAAUACCCACUUGAUGUAUAUGAUGGUAGGUAUGAACCUCUACUGUUUUGGUUCAAAUUCUUCAAAAAACAAUUCGUCGACCAGUCGAUUGGAAUGAAACGGGUACCAGGGUUGAAUGGAGAAGGCAAGGGCAAGAAAAAUAUUGUUAUUGAGUAA
Bursaphelenchus okinawaensis is the source of this 1135-nucleotide messenger RNA. The record is from the annotation of a GenBank genome assembly. Lineage: Eukaryota; Metazoa; Nematoda; Chromadorea; Rhabditida; Aphelenchoididae.